AAAUUAAAAAUGCCACCAAUACUAAGCUCAAUCAUUAGAGACGAAGUUGAGCACAUCGAGGGUGCCUCAAAUGCUCAAUUAUCUGCUAUCGAUGGAAUAGCUAAAGAAUUUGAUUUAACUGUCGAAAAACUCUCAGAAAUUAUCAAGUAUUUUUGUAAUGAAAUGGAUAAGGGACUUGAAAAGACUGGAAUGAAUGUUGCGAUGAUUCCUAUGACUGGUGUUCCAACUGGUAAGGAAGUUGGCACUUUUCUCGCUCUAGAUCUUGGAGGCACAAAUCUUCGCGUUUGUGAGUUUACUUUUGAAGGAGAGGGAAUUGUAAAAUCCAAGCAACAUAAAUAUAGAAUAACUGAAGCCCAGAGAACUGGUUCUGGACGUCAAUUGUUUGAUUUCAUAGCAGAUUGCGUCGACAAAUUCUUGGCUGAAUUUGUAACAGAUUAUACAGAAAAUGCUAAAAUAUUUAAAAUGGGUUUCACUUUUUCGUUUCCUGUGGAGCAAACAGCCAUCAAUAAAGGGACUUUAAUAAAAUGGACAAAAGGAUUUACAUGUUCCGAUAGUGAAAAUAAAGAUGUGGUGUUUAUGCUUCAGGAAGCAUUGAACCGCAAAGGAGUUCCUGCUGUAGUUUCAGCUUUAGUCAAUGACACUGUGGGUACCCUUUUAUCUCAUUCUUACAAAGACCCCAAAACUCUUAUUGGAAUUAUCUAUGGAACUGGUACUAAUGGUGCAUACUAUGAGAACAUUUCCAAAAUUAAAAAAUUAAAUAAAAUUCCAGAUGCUUCAGAAAAAAUGAUUAUUAAUGUAGAAUGGGGUGCUUUUGAUAGUGAGACAGAAUACAUGUCCGUUAUCGAGGCUGAUGAAAGUCAUACGUUAGAUGAUACCAAAAAAGUUUUAGAAGAGUCAUUAAACAUUCCUUCCACCACGCUUACCGAUCGUCAAAUUGUUAAGAGAGUCUGUCAAAUUGUUGGUUUACGUGCUGCAAGAUUAUCGUCUACGACAUUGGCUGCUGUUAUCAUUCACUGUGGCAUGGUGGAAUGUGGAGUCAGUGUUGGGAUUGAUGGUACUUUAUUUGAACUUUAUCCUCAUUUUAGUGAGCGUCUUGAAACUGCUUUACGAGAAUUGUUUGGAACGAACUUUAACAAGGUUAAAAUUAGUUUGGCUCGUGAUGGAUCAGGGGUUGGUGCUG
Messenger RNA from Racocetra fulgida, 1180 nucleotides. Lineage: Eukaryota; Fungi; Glomeromycota; Glomeromycetes; Diversisporales; Gigasporaceae. The record is from the annotation of a GenBank genome assembly.